Molecule: messenger RNA, 1176 nt
Organism: Aspergillus pseudotamarii
Lineage: Eukaryota; Fungi; Ascomycota; Eurotiomycetes; Eurotiales; Aspergillaceae
Exons: 1
Coding region: 1-1176 (391 amino acids)
Source: RefSeq, a predicted model, not a curated record
AUGGAAACUGCAGCUGGUGUACCCCUUGCUGUUGGCAUACAGGCUUUAAAGACCCUGAAUCAAUGGCUGAAGAACAGGGAGAUUGCAGAAGCAUGGUACGGCUCAGAUGUUGACGAUUUUACAAAACCAAUCACACUAGCCAAAGUCCGUCGUGCUCUUUCAUUAGACGAAAUGCGUGUGGAUAUGGCAUUCACGAUUCAGGGGGAGCAGUGGACAGAGCUCAUUCGCAAGUGCCUAGAGAAGUGUUAUUCUUGGCACAAUGCCCGCUAUAACGGAGAAUGUUGCUGGUUACCCCUGUACAGGGCAAUGAAGCAAGAUCGUACCAGCAACAACAAGAAAAAUAAUGAUGGAGAGACUGUGCUUAAGCCUGCAGAGAAAUACCCUUCUUUUAUCGGAACUAUUUCAUCACUCCCUGCUGCACAUUUGGAGGCUUGGGGACUAGUGGUGAUGGGAUAUGCUGCUGGUGGCACGCUCCGAUUUUCAGAGGCUAGCGGGGCCUUUUAUGCAACAUUUGACACUUACUACUUUGUCCUUCUUAUAAAGAGAGAGAACAUGGCUUCACCAACGGUUGCACACCUUACACCGAUAAACAAAAACAACGGAGAAUUCCAACCAUACACAGAAAAUGAAUGGAAGAAGCUGUUCCUUACAGGUCGCUCUCGUGAGGAGAGUGAUGAUCUCUUCCGAUGGUGUAAUGAUCCAUGCUGUCUAAAGGAACCCCCUGAGGAGCUCAUUAAUGGUGAACUAGAUCAAAAAAUCAAACAGACAAUUAUUGACGACCCCCAUGCGCAAGUCAUGAAGGACAAACUGCGUGGCAGUAUCCAUGAUUGUUAUGACGCUUGGGAAAAUCUGGAAAGGAACCAUUGCACAUGCGAAUUUAUUAAGACGCGAGCCGAUCAAAUCAAGACCAAUUUGCUAAAAUCAAAACUACUAUCAGCAGACGAGACAAGGUCGUCAUAUUGCCAGGAGAUGACAGCAAAUGAUCUCACCAGAUAUAGUGAGAAGCAACUGAAAAUUGUCAGAGAUGAAGUGGAUAAUAUACCCCCUCUAAAGGAUGUGUUACCUCUUCACAAAGUGAUCGUUUCAUUUAUGAAGCUCCUUUCUCUCUCAAAAAGGGUACCCAAACAGCUGAGUACACGUAACACUGGAGAGUCACUACUAUUAGCAGGACUUUGA